GGUGCUAGUUGGGACAUUCGUGUUUACGUCACUAGUCGUGGCCAUAGUUAUACCUUUGGCAAAUCCAAUUGUCACCAUAGUUUUUGAGCGCCAGGCCUUUGAUACACAAGCUUGUGAACUCGUUUCGACACUAUUUUCACUUUACAUGGCCGGUGGUGUGUUCUCUAUUGUCAGAGACCUCAUCCUUCGGGUAUUUUAUGUGAUAGGAGACGGUGAUCGGCCACUUCGCAUAUCAUUUCUUGCAGUCUCUGUCAAUCUUUUCCUUGACUGGUUUUUUACAUUUUUUUUAUCAUGUGGUGCUCAAGGUAUGACGAUUUUUUUUUUCUUUCUGCUCUCACCAGUUUUAGUUUUACUUCAUCUUACGGAUCCCUUCCUAGGCAUUGUUAUAUCCACCGUAAUUACAACCUGCCUUACGUCAUUGAUUCUAGCUCGCGAACUAAUAAAAAAGAUAGGAGUGAUAAAAAUUGAUGGACUUUUCAUCAGUACUGUCAAAGUACUUUUUGCUUCUGUGCUUUGCUCGGGUACAACGGGAUAUGUUCACUUCAUACUAGACCAGCAAUUUGCACCGGGAUUAAUUUCUUCAAAUACACAUCUUGGAAAUGCAGUGUUGCUGUGCAUCUCGGCGAUAUGUGGAACACUGUUGUACUUUUUUGCUCUGGUUCUUUCUGGUUUUGAUCCCUUACCAGGUUUUCGACAAUGAUUCGUGCAGUGAAAUAUUCGAUCUAGUCUAUCCAUUUUUAUUUUUACAUUCAACAAGUUUUUGAAGUCAUCUCACACGCAUGCCUUCGUAUGUGAAGGUGCACCCCAUUUAAGUGAGUGUUCUCGUGGUCUACUUUGAUAUCUCGCUUGCGAACAGAUACGAACGGGAAGUUAUUUAGGAAACCGUACGCAUUACAGGGGGCUGGGCACGGCUAGCUAGAUACUUCCAAUAAUUAUAUGUGAACCUUUUUGUGAUUAUCAAGCAUCCACGCCUGUGCCUAUGUC
Molecule: messenger RNA, 984 nt
Organism: Micromonas pusilla CCMP1545
Lineage: Eukaryota; Viridiplantae; Chlorophyta; Mamiellophyceae; Mamiellales; Mamiellaceae
Exons: 4
Coding region: 146-700 (184 amino acids)
Source: RefSeq, a predicted model, not a curated record